Messenger RNA from Brassica rapa (field mustard), 1765 nucleotides. Its product is annotated as probable WRKY transcription factor 53. NCBI's taxonomy places the organism in Eukaryota, Viridiplantae, Streptophyta, Magnoliopsida, Brassicales, Brassicaceae. Gene Ontology annotation, molecular function: transcription cis-regulatory region binding; DNA-binding transcription factor activity. Gene Ontology annotation, cellular component: nucleus. The record is from RefSeq and is a predicted model, not a curated record. Gene Ontology annotation, biological process: regulation of DNA-templated transcription.
CUAUUCAUUUGCUAUGAUACUUUUACCUAGUAGUAUAAUUACAUAGAAUGUGCACAUUUUCUUUAAUUGUUGAUACUAUUGACAUCACAUAUGAUAUAUAGUUGAUAACGGUUGUUUGUUGUAUAAUAAUAAAGAAUCAAACAAAAACAUAUAUUGGAAACAAAUAAAAGAGAAUCUCAAUCACAUGUACAAAGUCACAGUUUUCAAAGGGUACAUUGAAAGCGACAGUUGCUUAUCACAUUGUUGUCAAAUUAUUUAGUUAACCACUACACUUAAAUAAAUGACUUACUUAAUUAUAAGCUUAUAACUAUAUUAACAAAACUGCAAAGUUGAAUUGGUCAGCCUUUGACCUUGUAAUGCAACCUCAUUCACUACCACCACCAUCCCACUUAAGGAUAUGAUACACUUUGGCUCUAUACUUCCUUAUACCAAAGACUUUUCUUCACUUUGAAAGUUUUGUCUUUUUUUUUUUUAAAUAAGAAAAAUACAUUACAAGAUUAAUUUAUAUAUGGUCCACCACUUGGUCAAAAUUUCAAACAUUCAAAUACAAUGCCUUUAUAUUCCAAACCAACGCUCAUCAGUUUCUCCACAAACAUAUAACACUUUCAUUCUCUCAUCAUAUGAUUCCUCAGUCUCUUCUCAUCAUAGAAUUCAGAUAAUAUAACUUAUAAUUUUAGAGCCUAAUAAUAACUUACACACAUUAUAUUUCUUUGUUCGAAUAAAAAUAUACUAUUUUGGGAAACAUAUAUUCUAAAUGGAAGGUCAAAAAGCUAUGCUAGCUUGGGAGCAAAAGACACUGCAAAGCGAGGUCAGUCUUGGCCUAGAGGCGGCGAAGAAGCUUCAGGCACGACUUAGUGAAGCAUCGUCGCCGUCAUCCUUAUCUUCUUAUCCGGCGGCUGAGACGAACGAGAUUCUCAUAGAGCAGAUACUCUCUUCAUACGACAAAGUUCUUGUCAUGCUAAACUGGUCUUCCUCGCCGCCCGUACAGCUUACUCCGGCAACUGUUGCUGUAGUUCCGGUGGUGAACUCCGGCGGAAUUCCUGAAUCUCCGGCGUCGAUUAACGGAAGUCCGAGGAGUGAAGAUGGAGGAGGUUCCAGCGAGAGUCAUCGCCAAGAUCACAUGUUCAAUUCCAGGAAAAGGAAGAUGUUACCAAAGUGGACAGAGAAAGUGAGGAUAAGCCCAGAAAGAGGCUUAGAAGGACCUCAAGAUGAUGUCUAUAGCUGGAGAAAGUACGGUCAGAAAGACAUUCUGGGCGCCAAGUUCCCCAGGAGUUACUACAGAUGCACACACCGCAGCACACAGAACUGUUGGGCAACGAAGCAAGUCCAGAGAUCGGACAGUGAUCCAACCGUUUUCGAACUGACGUACAGAGGGACACACACUUGUCAGCAGGGGACACCUCCUCCUUCUCAUCCUCCGCCAGCCUCGCCGGAGAAGAGAAACACCAGACCUAAACUCACCACCACUGCUCAAAAGCCUAACGACAUUCUCGAAAGCCUUAAAACCAGCUUAACGGUUCGAACCGAGGGACUCGACGACGCUGACAACGUCUUCUCGUUCCCUAACACGCCGCCGUUUUGUGAUUUCAGGACAAUCAACGACGAGUUCAGUUCUCCCAUCUUCGAUGUUGUUGAUUGGCUCAAUCCAACAGUCGAGAUUGAUCCGGCCUUUCCCACGUUUUUACAAGAGUCGAUCUAUUAUUAAAAAUUAAAAUGUAAUAGAGAAUAAAACCUAGUAACCAUUUUAUAGAAAUCACUUUGAGUU